Molecule: messenger RNA, 3584 nt
Organism: Camelina sativa (false flax)
Lineage: Eukaryota; Viridiplantae; Streptophyta; Magnoliopsida; Brassicales; Brassicaceae
Product: protein SCAR3-like
Biological process (GO): positive regulation of Arp2/3 complex-mediated actin nucleation; actin cytoskeleton organization
Cellular component (GO): cytoskeleton
Molecular function (GO): Arp2/3 complex binding; protein kinase A regulatory subunit binding
Source: RefSeq, a predicted model, not a curated record
UCAAUGUCUCUCUCUCUCUCUCUCUCUCUCUCAGUCUCUGUCUCUGCCUCCAAAAUUUCCCUCUCUGUUUUGAGCAGUUAAGCUGCCUCAUCAUCAAUCUCACUCACCCGAAACCCAUAAACAAUCAUUAUUAACCUUUUCUUGUUUUCAUCAAAACCCCAUUUCUCUAAUUCUUCCUCACCUGACAGACACCUUUUUGAUUCUUUUCUCCAAAUCUUUUUACAGCUCUGUUCCUGCUUUUAUCUCAAUGUGUGACGGUUUUGUACUUUGAUUUGUAGAGCAAAAAAAGAUGCCAUUUUCUAGGAAUGUAUACGGUAUGAGCCAAACCGAUGUGUAUAGAAAUGUCGAUCGUGAAGACCCCAAAGCAAUUCUCAAUGGUGUUGCAAUUACUGGACUUGUUGGGAUCUUGCGUCAGCUUGGUAAUCUUGCUGAGUUUGCUGCAGAGAUAUUUCAUGGGAUACAGGAGGAAGUUAUGGCUACAGCUUCAAGAAGCAAUCAAUUAAAGAUCAGAUUGCAGCAUAUUGAAGCUACAGUGCCUCCACUAGAAAAGGCGAUGCUUGCACAGACAACUCAUAUACAUUUUGCUUACACAGGAGGUCUGGAAUGGCAUCCUCGUAUCCCAAUUACGCAAAAUCACUUAAUUUACGACGACUUGCCUCACAUGAUUAUGGAUUCCUAUGAAGAGUGCAAGGAUCCUCCACGAUUGCACUGGCUUGAUAAAUUUGAUAUAAAUGGUCCUGGAUCUUGCUUGAAGCGAUACUCCGAUCCUACUUAUUUCAGAAGAGCAUCAAGCAACCUGAUUCAAGGAAACAAGAAGUUACAAAAAGAUAAGAAGCAUUGUAAACUUAAGAAAAAAUCUUCAUCAAGGAGUCGAGAUAUGUCACGUUUGGCUUCCAUUGCUAACCAGAAUGCCAGGAAGACAUUUACUUCAUUUAGCUUCAGUGGACAAACCUCUUCUUCUAAAACCACCUCAACCAGUGACAUGGAAAAAAGAUCUGAUUUUCAAGAUCAUCAUUCUCGCUCUUUUGAGUCCAGAACUGGUUCUGGCUACAUUGAAUGCCUUUCAACCGCAACCUCUUCAUUGAAGACUGGAGAAAGAUCUAAAGGGGUAUUUGUUUCAUCCAGCUUGACACCGAGGUCUUGCACUAUCGCGUCAGUUAUUUCUGAAUGUGAAACCGAAGAUGCAUAUGAUAAUUCCCUGUUUAGUCCUUCGCAAGGGCAAGCUGCUCAUGGCUCUUCUUGCGUUAGUUGGGAUGAGAAAGCGGAGAUAUUGGAAUCUCUUGGUUUGCAGACAGAUGAAGUUUCUGAAAAGAUGGAGACGAGCUCUGUUGUGGAUGCACUAGAAGAAAAAACAAGCUGCAGAGAAGGGACUGGUAGAGUAGAUUUCCAUUCUAAGGACCUUGGAAAUGAUAAAUCAGAAUCAGGACUACAAAAUCGUACUAGAAUGGAUGAGGUAAGAGAGAUAAAAACUGGUCAGGUUGUUGUGGGGGAACUGAGGGAUACUGAACAUGAGACUGAAAGCGAAGGGGACUGUUUUGUUGAUGCGCUUAAUACUAUCGAAUCCGAACCUGAAAAUGAUCUAAGGCUCCACACUAGGCAAGAAGUAGUGCGCAGUUCCUGUGGUGUUGUAGAUGAGAGGUUGGAAAAGUCAGUGUGUGAGCAAGAAAUAGAACAUACUUCAAACAGUGUUAAAGAUUUUUGUAGAACAGAUGGGUUUGUGGACUACGGUUUUAAAAAUGAGGAGAAUGCAUCAUUGGAAAAUGCAUCUGAUAAAACGAAUCGCCAAGACCCACAGGUGUGGUCAGAUAUCAACCGCUUCCAACAAAAUGAUCUUUGUGCAAAGAAGGAUAAUAAGCGUAACAAUUCUGGUGGAGAAGAUAGCAUCACAUUUACAUAUGUGCCAGGUCUCGAGAACAGCUUAGCUGGUUCAUCAAACCCCUUGAUUCAUCAUGGCUUACAGGAAAACCAAGAAUCAGAAGCUGAAACUUCUAGUGAUAUCGAAGCCAUUAGAAUAUGGACUAAUGGGGGUUUAUUGGGACUGAAGCCAUCGAAACCUCCAGUCUUGGCUGUGUCAAGUUCUUUCAGUCCAGAUUGCAAUACCAAGGAAGCUGAAAAAGAUAAAUCAGACGAUCUAGUUGAAAAUGCUUCAGAUAGAAAUGUUCUGAAUAAAUCAAGCUUAGCAACGCCAGGAACCCAAGAUCAAAAUUGUUCAGAUGGCGAAGGCACGAGUGUUGUAGACCAAAGAGAGUGCGAUGAGAUUUUUUACGGAGUUUUUGGACUCAGCCACAAGUUACUCACCAAUAGUUUCCGCAGAAAAGAUUCAUUUGCCCUUGAUAGAAAGACUGUGGCAGCAACGAUUCCAGAGAAUGAUGAAGUGAAUACAGAGAAGAUGAGGUUUUGUGACCAAGACUUUAAUGAGAAAACCUUAAUGGAUCCGUUCAGAGAUGAAGCUCCUAUUGAUUGGAGUACUUCGUCCCCGCCUCUUCAACACAUGAAAAUAUCUCUCAGUCCCGCUGACACCCUUCAGGCUUCCAGACUGAAGCUGAAAUUUUCAGAUGGGGACAGCAACUAUAAUACAUUCUCUUCGUUUCAGUUGCUUCCAGAGGCUGCUACUUUCCUUCCUGAUUCUUAUUCAGACGAUGACACGUUUUGUAGAUCCUCUCCUUACAUGUCAGAUAGCGAUGAUUAUCGUAGCGAUAAUCACUCCGUAUCGAAUUCUGAGCAGUGGGAAGAAUCUAGUGACAGCCAUGAAAGGAAAGAGCAAGAGCUAUAUGAUUCUUUCCAUGAGAUGAGGCAUGUUGACAACAAUGCUGAAGUUUCUCCUCUAGAGAUGAUAUCAGAAAGUGGUACUAAUGCCCUAAACCUAUCAUACCUCCAAAAUCCUGCUGAGCCCUUACCACCGCCAUUUCCACCUGUGCAAUGGAUGGUUUCAAAGACACCUUCAGAGAAAACUGAAGAUAAAACACAGUCCCUACAAUUACAAGACGUUCUAAGGUUCGCCUUUGAGAAGCAUAUUUCGUUGCCUACAGUCAACAAAGAACAGCCUAGCAUGGUGACAUCUGCUCCUAAACCAGAAAUUAAGGUCCAUCUGAAGAAUAAUGUCAGGGAGGGGAAACAAAGUGAAAACGCAAAGGAGACCGAAACUGGGGACUUCUUGCAACAAAUCAGAACACAGCAAUUCAACCUGAGACCAGUGGUCAUGACAACGACGUCAUCCGCGCCCACAACAACUGAGCCUAUCAUAAACACUAAGAUCAGCGCGAUUUUGGAGAAAGCAAACUCAAUACGCCAGGCUGUAGCUAGCAAAGAUGGAGAUGAAAGCGAUACAUGGAGCGAUACCUAAAAAAAAACACCUUUUGAUCAAAGAUUCCAGUUCAUCUUUGUAAUCUAAUCUCUUAACGACAUAGAAUACGGAAAAGGGUUUUAAGCUAGUCCUGCAUGCAUUUUUUUCAUUGUAUCAUAUCUAAUGUGUGGUGUGUACAUGAUACGUAAAUUUUGUCGUGUGUGAUCUACUGAUCUUGUAUCUUGAAAAGAAUAAAGUAGUUCAAGGAAUAAAAACUAGAGUAAAGGCUAUUUUUCUCAUC